AUGCUGGCCCAGAGUGGGAAGGCGUCACUGAUAAGCUCCCGAGCUUCGGCCCCUCGACGUCCCCGUGACGAUUGCCCUGCUUUCAUCCUCACUUCUGAUUUAUUGUCCAACUUGCAUUCAUCUCCCUCUGCGAACAUGUCCAGCACAGACCCCGAGGUCACGACCGAGAAUGUUGGUAAAAUCCUGGAACAUGACACCAAAGUGAAGGUGGCAGGGAUAGACGUGGAUGGCAUCUUGCGCGGAAAGCUCAUGAAGAAGGACAAGUUCCUGUCCAUUAUCACCGAAGGCUUCGGAUUCUGCUCCGUCAUUUUUGGCUGGGACCAACACGAUGCAACCUACUAUAAGGAAUUGGCAAUCAGCAACAAGGAGAACGGAUACCGUGAUCUUCUUGCGGUGCCUGAUCUCCGCAGCUUCCGUCGCAUUCCAUGGGAGAACAAUGUUCCCUUCUUCCUCAUCAGCUUCCUGGAUCCAGAUACCCGAGAGCCAGUCUGCGCUUGUCCGCGUGGGUUGCUGAAGACAGCGGCAGCCAAGGCCGAGGCGGCUGGGUAUCGGGCGAUGGCAGGUGCGGAGUAUGAGUUUUACCAAUUCCGCGCACCAGGUAACCACGCGACGCCAGAACAAGGUGCCUCUGCCACGGCCGCUUUCCUUCAAUCGAACCCCCCGGAUGCCCUACCAGCAUUAACAGAAGGCAUGUUCGGGUACUCGAUCACUCGGCCUCUUCAUAACCAAGAUUACUAUUAUGGCAUCUUCGACGCCUGCGAGAAGUUCCGCUGCGAUAUCGAGGGAUGGCACACCGAGAGUGGGCCGGGAGUGUUUGAAGCCGCAUUACAAUUCGGCGAGGCGAAGGAUAUGGCCGAUAAGGCUGGGUUGUUCAAAUACACCGUCAAGGCAUAUGGAAUCAAGCAUGGCAUCACGCCAUGCUUCAUGGCGAAACCGCGCCAGGGUCUACCUGGCAACAGUGGACACAUGCACAUCUCGCUUGUCAACGCCGACGGAACGAAUGCCUUCAUCCGCGAUACCCCCGACCCCUCCCCUCAAUACCCCGAUAUCGCUCACCUGUCUGAUCUGGGGCGGCAUUUCCUGGCUGGUCUGCUGGUCGGCCUGCCGGACAUCAUGCCCAUCCUGGCCCCGACCAUCAAUUCCUACAAGCGGCUAGUGGAGAACUUCUGGGCGCCCGUCACCGUCUCUUGGGGACUAGAGCACCGGGCAGCCUCGAUUCGUCUCAUCACUCCGCCGACGGCGAGUCCCAAGGCCACUCGAUUCGAGGUGCGAGUACCGGGCGCAGACACCAAUGCGCACUUCGUGCUGGCUGCCAUUCUGGCCCUCGGGUGGCGCGGCGUGGAGAAAAAGCUUGAAAUCCCGGUGCCACCACUCGCCCGUGGUGAGGACAUGGGUGGUGCUAGCGACCAGGGUGUCCGCCUGGCCAAAUCAUUGAAGGAGGCCAUUGUUACAUUCUCCCGCCCGGAGAGCGUUGCACGAGAAGUCUUUGGUGACUCAUUCGUCGAGCAUUUCGCGGGCACCCGGGAGCACGAAGUGCGCUUAUGGGAGGAGGCGGUUACCGAUUGGUAA
Messenger RNA from Penicillium olsonii, 1569 nucleotides. Lineage: Eukaryota; Fungi; Ascomycota; Eurotiomycetes; Eurotiales; Aspergillaceae. The record is from the annotation of a GenBank genome assembly.